Messenger RNA from Hydra vulgaris (swiftwater hydra), 1965 nucleotides. Its product is annotated as activating signal cointegrator 1 complex subunit 2. The record is from RefSeq and is a predicted model, not a curated record. Gene Ontology annotation, molecular function: ubiquitin binding. Gene Ontology annotation, biological process: regulation of DNA-templated transcription. NCBI's taxonomy places the organism in Eukaryota, Metazoa, Cnidaria, Hydrozoa, Anthoathecata, Hydridae.
UAAAACUGAAUUCAGAACUCAUCAUCCGUGUAUUUCGUGUGAUGCGAUGUAAACAACACAAUGCGAUGUAAACAACGAGAUUUUACGCUGGGAUUUACAGCAAAGUAAUUUUACAAGUGUAAAAAAUGUCAAGAAAUCUUAUAUUGAACACUUCGAUAGAAUCAAGGAACUUUAUCUCCUUUUGUUUUCCAUCAAAUGAACAGUUAGAAGACAAAACAGAAUUUCAUGAAUGGCUUGAACGAAUGAUUUUUUUAUCUGAGGAUCUUAAGUGGUUACUUUCAAUAACUUCAGAUAAUUUUUGGAAACAGGUUCUGUAUGAUCCAACUUGGAAAAAAUGUUUGGACUCAUUUCUACUAUACGCUCCAAGAAGUUAUGAUUUGCGUAACUUACCAGAAAAGUCUAAAUCAGCAUUCUCUAGCAUCAGCAAAUUGUUUCUCCUUGUUAUUAAAAGAAUGAGCGAAAACUCAAUUGAAAAUUCAGACAAAAAAAUGCAUGGAGAAUUGAUCUAUGAGAAUUUUGUAUUUGAUGCUGCAAAGAUAUUUGACAUAUGCAGUAUAUACUACAAGCCUGCAACCAAUGUAUGCACCUUUUUGGAAGAAAUAAUAAGAGAUGUUUUUCUUAGUCAACCAAAAUAUUACAUUGAUAUAUCAAAUGCAGUUGAAUCUAUGGUAAUGGUGUUACAAAAUAUGGAAGAAAGAUUGUUAAAUAGUAGGCCCAUACCUGGUUCUUCAUUGAAACCUGUGCAUGGUAGAGAAGCUCAAAAUAUUGUUUUGUUUUUGUUUGAUAUGACAAAAACACUGCAUGCUUUUUUAUCUGUAUUUAAAGAAUCAUCCAAAAUAUUUUUCAGUUCCACUUUUUUAGCUUUGUUAAUGUCAAUUUGUGAAAAUACUUUGCCAUCACUUGUGCAGUUGAUUGAAAUUCGUGUUGGAAAAUAUAAGUACAUAAGUAGACAAAUAUUGCAAACAAGCGCUAAAUUUAUACAGCAGACAAUAGAAAAUGGUUUUAUUCAAAGAAGCAAAGAAAAUUUUGAUGGACAGUUGUUUUCUGAAUAUACAGCGAUUAUGGAUUCCAUGACACAAUGUCCAAGGUUUCUUUCUGUGUAUUGUGAUCUAGGGACAAUACAAAAAGAGUUAGAUACUAUUGCAGAUAUUGAUAAUAUUGAUAUUUCAAGUUUACAGUAUAUAAAAGACAUGGUAUGUUCUUCAAUUCAGGAAAACAUGGGAGACAAGGUAUUUCAUCAAUUGAAAGAAAUUCUUCCAACUAAAAGUGAUGCUUACAUAAACAAAUGUAUUGAGACAUGUGGCACUGAUGUGGGAAUAAUAAUGAACAAUGUGAUGGAAGGAAAAAUUCCAAAUUCUGAAGAGGAAAGCAAAAAGAUAAAUCAAAAUAAAAAAAUUAAAACUCCAAAUGCAGAUUUUCCUAAAGUUGACAAAGAUCAUAUUUCACUUAUAAAAACUACAUUUCUUCGAGAAAAUGAAAUUUAUGAUGACGAAUAUGAUGACACUUAUGAUGCACAAAAUAUUGCGGCUCGUGAUUACGAUGAUUAUACAGCUGAGAGUAUAUAUGGAAGAAAGUUUACAAUACCUCGGGUUCUUCGCCAAGCAGGAGAUGUAUCCAGUGAAAGCAGUGAAGAAGAUGUCAAGUACUCCGAAAACAACCAGGAUAAUGCAUCAAAUAAGACUACCUUUACCAAGGUCGCCAAAGAUCAAGUUGCACCAUCUACUGAACAUUUACAACAUCAAGAUGGGAAAAAUAAAAAAAACUUCCAGCCUAAUAGAAACGAUGCGAAAGAUGGCGAUAAAUUUAGAGAGACACAUACCUCUAAUAGAGGUUCUGGCGUUAAAGAAAAUAGCUCCAAAGGAACAUAUAAUAAUCGAGGACGCGGUCGUGGUGCAAACAAACGAAAUCACAGAGCAAUGGCAGAUAGUAAGAGGUCUAAAGGCAUGAUGCCAUUUUAAAAAACAA